This is a messenger RNA of Calypte anna (Anna's hummingbird), 2607 nucleotides long. RefSeq names its product rab GDP dissociation inhibitor beta. Gene Ontology annotation, biological process: protein transport; small GTPase-mediated signal transduction; vesicle-mediated transport. The record is from RefSeq and is a predicted model, not a curated record. Lineage: Eukaryota; Metazoa; Chordata; Aves; Apodiformes; Trochilidae. Gene Ontology annotation, molecular function: Rab GDP-dissociation inhibitor activity. Gene Ontology annotation, cellular component: cytoplasm. The coding region runs from base 243 to 1589 and encodes 448 amino acids. The transcript is spliced from 11 exons.
GGGGUGACCACGCCCCCUCCCGGCCGCGCUCUCCCUCACGGCAGCGGCUCGGGCUCCAUUUUCUCCCUCUCCCUCAUCUCGGUCAACGCCCGCUUUCUCCCUUCAGGUUUUUUUUUAUUAUUAUUAUUAUUUUUUUUUCAUUUUUUUUUCCCUUUUCCCCUUCUUCCCCAUCCUGACCGGCGAAGAGAGAGCCGAAAGAAGUUUCACCGCCCCCCCUGUUCUUCCCUUCCCCCGGCGCCGCCAUGAAUGAGGAGUACGACGUGAUCGUGCUGGGCACCGGCCUGACGGAAUGCAUCCUCUCUGGGAUCAUGUCAGUGAAUGGCAAGAAGGUCCUUCACAUGGAUCAGAACUCUUACUACGGAGGGGAAAGUGCAUCCAUUACACCUCUGGAGGAUCUCUACAAAAGGUUUAAUCUCCCAGGAGCUCCACCAGAAUCCAUGGGGAGAGGGAGAGACUGGAACGUGGACCUAAUCCCCAAAUUCCUUAUGGCUAAUGGUCAGUUGGUAAAGAUGUUGCUCUACACAGAAGUUACUCGCUACUUGGACUUCAAGGUGAUCGAGGGGAGCUUUGUCUACAAGGGAGGGAAGAUCUACAAAGUCCCUUCCACUGAGGCAGAAGCCCUUGCAUCCAGUUUGAUGGGGUUGUUCGAGAAACGGCGCUUCAGGAAGUUCCUGGUCUAUGUUGCCAACUUUGAUGAGAAUGAUCCCCGGACUUUUGAGGGGGUGGAUCCCAAGAAAACCACCAUGAGGGAUGUCUACAAGAAGUUUGACCUGGGCCAAGAUGUGAUUGACUUCACAGGCCAUGCCCUGGCUCUCUACAGGACUGAUGACUAUCUAGACCAGCCAUGCCAAGAAACAAUCAACAGGAUUAAGCUCUACAGUGAGUCACUGGCUAGAUAUGGGAAAAGUCCCUACCUUUAUCCCCUCUAUGGCCUUGGAGAGCUGCCCCAAGGAUUUGCAAGGCUAAGUGCCAUCUAUGGAGGCACCUACAUGCUGAACAAACCCAUUGAGGAGAUCGUGAUAGAGAAUGGCAAAGUGGUUGGUGUGAAGUCUGAAGGAGAGGUGGCUCGCUGCAAGCAGCUCAUCUGUGACCCCAGUUACGUCUCGGACCGCGUCACCAAGGUGGGGCAGGUGAUCCGGGUCAUCUGCAUCCUGAGCCACCCCAUCAAGAACACAAAUGAUGCCAACUCCUGCCAGAUCAUCAUUCCACAGAACCAGGUCAACCGAAAAUCAGAUAUCUACGUCUGUAUGAUCUCCUCUGCACACAACGUGGCAGCUCAGGGGAAGUACAUUGCCAUUGCCAGCACCACCGUGGAGACUGCUGACCCAGAGAAGGAAAUCAAGCCAGCCCUGGACCUCUUGGAGCCCAUUGAGCAGAAGUUUGUGAGCAUCAGUGACCUGUUUGCCCCGACUGACUUGGGAACUGAAAGCCAGAUCUUUAUUUCCCGCACUUACGACGCCACCACCCACUUCGAGACGACGUGUGAUGACAUCAAGGACAUCUACAAGAGGAUGAUGGGCUCAGAGUUUGACUUUGAGGAGAUGAAACGUAAGAAGAACGACAUCUACGGGGAGGAGGAGCAGCAGUAAUGAGAAUUCCCUUUUAAUUAGGAGCAAUUAAAAUCGGCUAAUAUGAAUAUAUUAAGGAACUUAAUGAACACUGUAUGAAACUCAAUAUUGUAAGGCCUGCUUUUUGUAAUCCCAUCUCUGAGAGAUUGAAGAGUUCUGCACUGGUAAUGUUUCCCUUUUUUGUUGGUUUUUUUUUUUUUUUUUUUUGUUGGUUUUUUGGGGGGUUUUGGGUUUUUUUUGUUUUUUUUGGAUAUCAUGUGUUUAAUUCUCUCAUCCUAGUAGGGCUGCUGUCCAGAAUCUGGCAAAUUACUGACUGAUUUAACAACUAACCUGAAAGGCAAGACUGAACCUUUUUAUUUUUUAUUAUUAUUAUUAUUAUUAUUAUUUUAUUUCUUUUUUUUUUUGGUGCAGAUUGGAACCAAUAACUCAUUGACAGCUGUGUCUUCACCUUGGUCCUAUUUUUUUUUUUUUUUUUUAAUCAUUGGUAGCAACAUCCUGCACGAGUCUGUGAGCUGGUGAGCUGAUAGAUGUGACCAGUUGUCACUGAAAAAAAAAAAAAAUAAAAAAUAAUGAUGAAUCAAGGAAAAAGAGAAAACUGAGCACUCCAUUAUUGUGGACAGCAUCCCUAAAAAUCAAAGAAAAAAGAAAAAAAAAGCUGUGGCAAAGUUUGUAUUUCUGGAGAAAUCCCAAGCCCACAUCUCUUGUAGCACCAAACCUUGUGGGACUGGAACUUCCACCCCCCUGAUAAGAGGGUUGGGACCCAGCUGUGCCUCCAGAGCCUCCUUUUGUGUUUUAAUCUGAAUAAAAAUGGAGAGAACAAACUGAUCAGAGCAAGGCAAAGCUGUGGAAGUAUUUCUCUGGGGAUUUCUUUUUGGUUUUUUUGUUUUUGGAUCUGGACCAAACGGGCGCUGCGGUAUCGACAUGACAGAGCCUUGUGCUUCUUUUGUUUUUAUUUUUAUUUUAAUUUCUUUUUUCCUUGUCUCCUUGAAAGGCUCCAGAUGAUUUCUGUACUGCCAAGUAAAGCCAAAUUCUGGAAACC